This is a messenger RNA of Necator americanus (New World hookworm), 1902 nucleotides long. RefSeq lists its product as uncharacterized. The coding region runs from base 1 to 1902 and encodes 633 amino acids. The transcript has 7 exons. The record is from RefSeq and is a predicted model, not a curated record. Lineage: Eukaryota; Metazoa; Nematoda; Chromadorea; Rhabditida; Ancylostomatidae.
AUGUCCUCAGCACUGCUAAUGGGGGUAGCUGUCGGUGAAGCAACCCUUCCAGUUUGGAAGGAACACUUCAAGACCUUGCUGAACCGGCUAGCACCGUCAGCUCCUGAACUCGAACACGUUCAUAGACCGACAUAUGCGGUUAACGAGGAGCCACCAACCGAGUCGGAGGUCCUGGUCUGUAUUCAGAAAAUGAAGAAUGGAAAAUUUGAAACAACGCGCGACGAGCAAGCUGGCUUUCGUCCUGGCCGAUCUACGAUUGACCAGGUGUUCAUCGUCAGGAGAGAGAUCGAAAUCUGGCAGCGGUAUUCGAAGCCAAUGCAACUAGCGUUUCUGGACUUUGAAGCCGCGUUCGACUCUCCUCACCGAGGCCGUCUUCUCAACGCGCUUCGCGCCGAUGGAGUACCAGGAAAGUUCGUUCGCUUGCUUGAUGAUAUGAAUCAAAGAAUAACUGGUGCAGUACGAAGACCAGCCGGAUGUAUAACACCAUUUGAAGUGGUAACUGGAGUAAGACAAGGGGCGGUGGCAGGACCCUUCCUGUUCAACUUCGCCAUCGACGACAUUAUGCGAAGAACAGUCGACCAGUGUCCUGCCGACAUUGUCUUAGCACCAUCAGGGUGCCCCUUGACUGACCUCGAGUACGCCGACGAUGUUGUUAUAUUCGCGGAAAGCAGUACGAAACUUCAGCAUGUUGUCAACCUUGUAUCGAAGCUGGCUGCAGCAAGUCAAGCUGCGAGUCUACCUAUCCGCAAUUCGCCCCAUCAUGAUGUACGGAUCGGAGACUUGGGCAGCACCAUCAACGGUCACAUAUUAAGGAGACCGGCAGAUCGCCUUGUCCAACGAGUUCUGAAGAGUUCGUCGGGUUCGAGCUGGAAGAAGCCACCUCGCCGAAAACGGAAGUUCUGGACUGAGGUGGUAAAAGAGGACCUGAGGACACUCGGCGUGGAUAGGCAGUUCAGGCGAGACGUAAGGUUUCGCAGAACAUGGAAUAGCGACGAAUGGAUUGAUUUUGUGCAAGCUCUCGCAGAAGAUCGAGACGGUUGGGCAGAGCUGUGUUCAAGGACGGCACACCUCCGGGAAGAUGCGGUGCUAGACGCUAUGGGCAAGGUGCCUUCGGGCAUAACUUCUGGCAAUAAUCUCUGGGUAGGAUCAUGGAACACGUGUCGGAAAAUACAAGUUGUGAAGAACACUCAGGGAAAACUUUGGAGUGGACAAUACUGCUUGGCACAUUUGGAAGCGUACGAAAAAAAUAAUCCACUGAAAGCUCUCGAUAAAAAGGAGGGAUUAGCCGCGAGGCUACGUCUGCCCCGAGAUACGGCUGCAUUCGAAGGAUGGGCUCACUGCUUUUGCUAUGCUAGAAUUGAUUUGAAAACUCUUGCAUCGACGACUGACGAGGCGAGUCGCAUGUUUACGGAUGAGAAGAUGUGGAUCAACACAGCUUCGACCAUCUUUUGUGGCAUAAGCGAAGUCGAAUUUGAUGCAACGCCAGCUUUGAAUAUCUUCGCCGCUUACGCUGCAACAUCAAGCUACGAAGAAGUGGUCGAAUCUUUCUAUACAGACCUUGAGAAGUUCCGCAGAGAAGAUCAUACCUAUUACAAGGUUUAUUUUACCAAUUUCAACGGCGAAAAAGUUGGCCUCAGAAAAACGCCAAAAGAACUUCACAUCGAGACUCACGGCCUGAAUAGAAUGAGUAGGAAGAGGCUUUCCGAGUUUAUCAUGACCACUAAAACCACCCAUAGGAUCUCACGAUUGCCGAAACCUCCCUCCCUACGCUGGAUGCAGAGGUCACCCGAUGGAAGGUAUCAUAGUGAAAUUGACCACAUCAUCGUCAGUGGAAGAUUUUGUGUGACGGAUAUCUCUGUGGUACCAAAGUUCUACACGAGAUCGGAUCAUCGCCUGCUUUGA